This is a messenger RNA of Mya arenaria, 2950 nucleotides long. RefSeq names its product calcyphosin-2-like. The record is from RefSeq and is a predicted model, not a curated record. The transcript is spliced from 19 exons. Gene Ontology annotation, molecular function: calcium ion binding. Bases 90 to 1994 code for a protein of 634 amino acids. Lineage: Eukaryota; Metazoa; Mollusca; Bivalvia; Myida; Myidae.
GAUUGUUUACACAAACAACGGAAUUUUUCACAUUUCGCUUGCAAAUAGUAAUUCCAUUUGAAUAAACUAAAUAUACUAAAUUUUUAUCCAUGAGCUUUUCCGUGACGGGACGGCCUCUGAGCGGUCGACCAGGGAGUCGGCAACUGACGUCUAGAAAUCCAAUAACAGGUGAAGAAAUUGUGCGGACGCCAUCAAGAGCUGACAAUGUUCCAGCUUCUAGACAGUCACAGAAACCAGAAGGGAUCCCUGGUUUGGACCUCCAGUACCUGAAGGAGACUAGUAACUAUGUGUACAAGCCGAUACAGGUAGCUGACUACCCAAUUCAUGGUGGAGAAUCAGCCCGCACAGAUGUCAGUUGGGGUAGUGAUGUGACAGUUAGAAGCCAUAGGCUCUCCGAGAGACAACCAUCAGCUCAUUCAUACAGAAGCAGUCGUCCUACUGGCAUGCCAGGGCUCGACCUGAGGGAAGGGGACAGACAACCCACAGUGACACAGAAACCUACCACACCCAGGCCCUCUAAGCCGACGGCCUGGGAUGCCCCACCUGUAGCAGAUCCUGAUGCUGUACCCCCACCGUCCCAGCGACACCGGGACAUGUACCAACAGUACGAGAGAGAAAUGAAGGACGGUUACAGGGCGGCAGCAAACAAAGAAUUCACUGAGGAGGAGAUAAAUGCUGUUGUGGCCGAGGUUCGACAACAACAUGCCGGUGAGUCGGGGGAUGGUGAGCAGGACGUGGUGGACCGUUCCUGGUCAAACCGACCACACACUGCCACCAACACAUACAUACGCAGGAUGGAUGCAGAGGAGCUGCUAGACCACAACAAGAAGCUGAAGUUACUGGAGACGGUUAUGGUUGACCAACUCUCAAGGGGAGUAAUCAGUGACCCAGACCAGAACAUUCGGGCGCAGAUGACAGCAGGGCGGCGCCCGCGGGGAAGCAACAGGGCUUUACAUGAUUCUAAGGUUACCACGGCCAGUACGGCAACAGAGAACCUACUGUCCAAGCGGGUGAGGUUUGGUGCCCGUGUUCUCACAAGAAACGGUCACGAUGCCAUUAGAGAACUGACAGGUUUCUUCUUCAGCAUUGAUAACUCCCUCACCAUCUAUGAGUUUCGCCAGUUUGGUAAAAGUGCGAAAGCCUUGCCAUUCAUAUCCCGAGGGAGGUUCUCCCACCUACACGGCCCACGGAAAGGUGACCCCUACACACUCGUGGACAUCUGUGCUGGUUCUGACAUUGCCAUAGCAACUAAAGGUCAGAGUUCAUUGCCAGAGACUCUGAAGAAAAUCGCCGAGGUGACAUUCCGGGUCACUGAUGUGGAGGAAGAGGAAAAACGCAAAAUACUUCUUGAUGGUGUACCAUCCCACAAGUGUGAUGAUGUCUACACACGACUACACAUUCCUAGCAAACAGGCGUUCACGGAGAAAAUGGUCAUCAAAACCAUACAAAAGAACGUACAGAAAAAGAUACAGAAGCGCGCCAUCAAGACCAUUACUGGACUGGGUCGCUAUUAUCGGCAGACAGCGGGCACGGGAAGUGGUGUGCUGUAUCGGUUUGAGCUGGAGAAAGGGCUGUUUGACUUCCAUAUUGACCUACCGCCCGAGACCCUGGAUGCUCUGUUUGAGAUUCUUGAUGAAGCUGAGACCGGGGAGCUAGACUAUAGCGUGUACAUGUGGGCCGUUAUAGGCAACAUGGUGGAGGCCAGGAAAUCCCUCAUUAGAAAGGCCUUCAGGAAGAUAGACGCUGGGAAAAAAGGUUACAUUACAAUAAGUGAUAUUCAGAAAUUCUUCAACACAACAUUCCGGACAAACAAAGGUGGUCGUGACGCAGGGGACAGAGGGCCACUGCAGGCGUUUGUUGAUGCUGUGCUGCCAAAUCCCAAGCAGGAGGAAGUGUCAUACGCAGAGUUUGAGGAAUAUUACGAGGGACUCAGCCUUGCAGUAACCAGUGAUGAUGAUUUCUUCGCCAUCCUGAAAAACACAUGGACCAUCUAAGCAGUGAUCUCAUUUUAUCUUGCCAAAGCUUCUGAAUUGACUUUUGUCCCAGUAUAAUAAAUAUUACAGUUAUUUAUAAUGAAUAUAACAGAGCAGACAUUUUAUUCAGAGACUACCUGACCCAAGUAUCACAAAAAUGCUCAAGACAAAUCUCAAUCUCAAUCUUUACCACAUAAGAGCAUAGUAUUAUUCAAAAUCUUCUUAGUUUUUAUACUUUUUUAAAAUGUAUUUUCUCAUAGAAUAUGUUAUUGAAAGAUGUUGACAAUAUUUCCAAGAAAACUAAUUCUAGAGCAAAAAAUAUACUUGGGUAAUUGUUAAAAGGCAAUGAAUUGUACUUAAGUACAUUUUUGGCUGUACAAUAUUUUUCCCUUGGAAUCUAGACAAAAGAUUUUAAUCAACAUAUUCAAUGAUCAUAUAUUUGUUUCUAUAAAUUUUGAUGUUUUAUGGUAAAAUGAGUUGAGAUUGAAACUUGAGUAUUUUCGUGAUACUGAGGCCAGGUAUUUACAUAUCAACCCAAAAUGUGCUUUGUUAAGCUUCUUAAGGAAAGUAAAACUGGUAUCAGUUGUUUUAAUUUGCCAUUUGAGGUCUAAUACAGAUAUCAAAGCCUCGGUUAACAUUCCUUGAUUUAGCUGCCAUGUCACUAUACCAUCAUCAAGUGUUUUUGAUGUUUUAUUUACAUGCCCAAUAAGUCUAUAGAAAUCCACAAAACCCACAUUCCAGAUUUAAUACCAUACGUUUAAUUUGUUUUUAAAUGCUAGAAAGAUAUGUUGUACCAGUAUAUUGAUUAUGUUGAUAUUUUAAUUACCAUGCUUUAUGUACAUGUGGGGUAUUUAUCCCGUAGAGCUUUAUGUACUUGUGGGGUAUUUAUCCCAUAGAGCUUUAUGUACAUGUGGGGUAUUUAUCCCAUAGAGCUUUAUGUACAUGUGGGGUAUUUAUCCCAUAGAGCUUUAUGUACA